Messenger RNA from Bathycoccus prasinos, 477 nucleotides. RefSeq lists its product with no specific name. The transcript has 2 exons. The coding region runs from base 1 to 477 and encodes 158 amino acids. The record is from RefSeq and is a predicted model, not a curated record. Lineage: Eukaryota; Viridiplantae; Chlorophyta; Mamiellophyceae; Mamiellales; Bathycoccaceae. Gene Ontology annotation, cellular component: thylakoid.
AUGUCUGCGAUAACUACUACCGCUACUUUCCAACCGAUCUCCCAAAAGAUGAUGCGUUUGGGUUCUGCGAGAAGAUCCUCAUCUGUCUCCUCCUCUUUCCAACGAGGGCACGCGGCGAAGAUUGCCGCCGCGCCGAUGAUGAAGAAGAAUCAACAACGAUCCGCCUCUCGCUCUUUAAUCGUUCGCGCGGAGAAGUUUGACACGAAAGAACUCGUGAAAACUAUCUCGGAAAAGUGGGACGACACCGAAAACAAAGGCCAAGUGAUCACGUACGUCGCCGGUGCGACGGCCGCGUUGUGGUUGUCCUCCACCGUCGUCGGAGCAAUCAACGCCAUCCCGUUGUUGCCGAAAGUCAUGGAGUUGGUCGGUUUGGGAUACUCCGCCUGGUUCGUGUACAGAUACGUUUUGUUCAAGGAAUCGAGAAAGGAGUUGGAACAAACCGUGGACGAUUUGUUGACGAAGAUUUCUGACAUUUAA